CGAUGGGCGCUAGCACCUAUGGAGACGUCGUUGUACGACCUGCGAAAGAUCUGAAAGAAGCCAGGGACCUGUGGUGGCCGUUGAUGACAACCUUAGGCUGGGUGAAUAUUUUCCUGUUCCUGAGUUGUGAGAAAAGAAAGAAUCUGACUGUCAAUAAUGUCCAGAAUCGCUCAUAUCAUGAUCUUGAAUCAUACAUCUCGGCAUCACACUCCCGAGGUUUGCUUGUUGCGGUACCUGACGGAUCUGACGAGCCUGCGGGUCAUUGCCAGUCGACAAUCUAUGACAACGCGACCGGAUGGGUCACCCUGUUUGUGGUACAGCCUACCAGCCAAGGAAAAGGUUACGGAAGAGCUCUAUUUGACGCAGUGUUGCAAGAAUUCAAGGACAAUGACACAGCUACCAUUGGACUGGAUGCAGUAGUUGAACAGAAGUCCACUUACGAACGUCGAGGGUUUGUUGAGUCUCCGCUCGGCAAGAUUCGCUGUAUGUCUUGGAACAUCUCGACCGAUAUUCACCAUACCACAUCACAUGACCCCAAUACGAGGUUGCAGCUCAUCGACAUUAAGGAUGUCCCACACCAUCUUCUGGCAAAGUCCGAUCUCGAUCAUACAGGAUUCGGACGCAAACAGCUUUGGAGUGAAAAGUUUUUCAACAGAUCUGAUGUGUCCGGAUUUGCCCUGGUCAAUGAAGAAGGUGCUAGAAAGGAUGAAGAAAUCCGUGCCUGGACGGUUAUGCGCCAGGUUCCUCAAGGAUACCGCUUAGGCCCGGUGUACGCAGCAGAUCAAAACUCAGCACACAGGAUCAUCGUUGCUGCGAUGAAGCACGCGAUGAAAAAGAUUGAAAAUGCCUCAACCACAUCCGCUAUGCCGCAGCCCGGAGUAGAACAUUUGAGAACCUAUACACUAACGGCGGAGGUGUGGGAUGGGAAUCCUCAUGCCGUGAAGCUUUUCGAAAUGCUGGGGUGGAGCUCCCUCGGUGUGGACUAUCAUCGCAUGUGGUUGAAUGGAAAAGCUACACCGCAACAGUCUAAAGGCGGGCUGGCACACACGGGUAUGUACGCCAUUUUUGACGCCGCCAUCGGA
Molecule: messenger RNA, 1082 nt
Organism: Aureobasidium musti
Lineage: Eukaryota; Fungi; Ascomycota; Dothideomycetes; Dothideales; Saccotheciaceae
Source: the annotation of a GenBank genome assembly